Molecule: messenger RNA, 3032 nt
Organism: Cynocephalus volans (Philippine flying lemur)
Lineage: Eukaryota; Metazoa; Chordata; Mammalia; Dermoptera; Cynocephalidae
Gene: RUFY1
Product: RUN and FYVE domain containing 1
Exons: 18
Coding region: 297-2099 (600 amino acids)
Biological process (GO): regulation of endocytosis; protein transport
Cellular component (GO): intracellular membrane-bounded organelle; cytoplasm
Molecular function (GO): metal ion binding
Source: RefSeq, a predicted model, not a curated record
CCGACCGGGAAGACGGCUACCUGGCGGGGCGGGAGCCAGGGCAGGAGCCCGAGCCGGGGUGGGAGCCGGAGCCUGAAGAAGGGUUCGAGAUCGUGGACCGCAGCCAGCUGCCGGGCCCGGGCGAGCUGCGGAACGGGGCGAGGCAGCGGACGGCGGCCGAGGGCUGGUCGGCGCCCAUCCUGACCCUGGCGCGAAGGGCCACGGGGAACUUGUCGGCGAGCUGCGGGAGCGCGCUGCGUGCGGCCGCGGGGCUGGGCGGCGGGGACGGCGCGGCGCGCGCAGCUUCCAAGUGCCAGAUGAUGGAGGAGCGUGCCAACCUGAUGCACAUGAUGAAACUCAGCAUCAGGGUCUUGCUCCAGUCUGCCUUGAGCCUGGGCCGCAGCCUGGAUGCGGACCAUGCCCCCUUGCAGCAGUUCUUUGUGGUGAUGGAACACUGCCUCAAACAUGGGCUGAAAGUUAAGAAGAGUUUUAUUGGCCAAAAUAAAUCUUUCUUUGGUCCUUUGGAGCUGGUGGAGAGACUUUGUCCAGAAGCAUCAGAUAUAGCUACUAGUGUCAGAAAUCUGCCAGAAUUAAAGACAGCUGUGGGAAGAGGCAGAGCUUGGCUUUAUCUUGCACUCAUGCAAAAGAAACUGGCAGAUUACUUGAAAGUGCUUAUAGACAAUAAACAUCUCUUAAGUGAGUUCUAUGAGCCUGAGGCAUUGAUGAUGGAAGAAGAAGGAAUGGUGAUUGUUGGUCUGCUGGUAGGACUCAAUGUUCUUGAUGCCAAUCUCUGCUUAAAAGGAGAAGACUUGGAUUCUCAGGUUGGAGUGAUCGAUUUUUCCCUCUACCUUAAAGACGUGCAGGAUCUUGAUGGUGGCAAAGAGUAUGAAAGAAUUACUGAUGUCCUUGAUCAAAAAAAUUAUGUGGAAGAACUUAACCGGCACUUAAGCUGCACAGUUGGGGAUCUUCAAACCAAGAUAGAUGGCUUGGAAAAAACUAAUUCAAAGCUUCAAGAAGAGCUUUCAGCUGCAACAGACCGGAUUUGUUCACUUCAAGAAGAACAGCAACAAUUAAGAGAACAAAAUGAAUUAAUUCGUGAAAGAAGUGAAAAAAGUGUAGAGAUAACAAAACAAGAUACCAAAGUUGAGCUGGAUACUUACAAGCAAACCCGGCAAGGUCUGGAUGAAAUGUAUAGUGAUGUGUGGAAGCAGCUGAAAGAGGAGAAGAAAGUCCGAUUGGAACUAGAAAAAGAACUGGAGUUACAAAUUGGAAUGAAAACUGAAAUGGAAAUUGCAAUGAAGUUGCUUGAAAAGGACACCCACGAGAAGCAAGACACUCUAGUCGCCCUCCGCCAGCAGCUGGAAGAAGUCAAAGCGAUUAACUUACAGAUGUUUCACAAAGUUCAGAAUGCAGAGAGCAGUUUACAGCAGAAGGAUGAAGCCAUCACAUCUUUUGAAGGAAAAACCAAUCAAGUUAUGUCCAGCAUGAAACAAAUGGAAGAAAGGUUACAGCACUCUGAAAGUGCAAGGCAGGGAGCUGAAGCGAGGAGCCAGCAGCUGCAGCAGGAGCUGGGCAGGAGGAUCAGUGCCCUGCAGCUGCAGCUCUCGCAGCUGCACGAGCAAUGCUCAAGUCUAGAGAAAGAAUUGAAAUCAGAAAAAGAGCAAAGACAAGCUCUUCAGCGAGAAUUACAGCAUGAGAAAGACACCUCCUCUCUACUCCGAACAGAGCUACAACAAGUAGAAGGAUUGAAAAAGGAGCUGCGGGAGCUCCAGGAUGAGAAGGCAGAGUUACAGAAGGUGUGUGAUGAGCAGGAACAAGCCCUCCAGGAAAUGGGACUGCACCUCAGCCAGUCCAAGCUGAAGAUGGAAGACAUAAAAGAAGUAAAUAAGGCACUGAAGGGCCACACUUGGCUGAAAGAUGAUGAAGCAACGCACUGUAAGCAGUGUGAAAAGGAAUUCUCCAUUUCCCGGAGAAAGCACCACUGCCGAAACUGUGGCCACAUCUUCUGCAACACCUGCUCCAGCAAUGAACUGGCCCUGCCCUCCUACCCCAAGCCCGUGCGUGUGUGCGACAGCUGCCACACUCUGCUCCUGCAGCGCUGUUCCUCCACUGCCUCUUGAGGCCCGCAGGGGCAGCAGCCUGACCUGUCCUCAGGGUAGUGGCCGGCCUCGGGAACAGUGCCAAACUCUUGGAUCUCCAGAGACCACGGGGGCCUUGGAAAAUUUGUUUCCCAAGAGAAUCAAAGGAAAGGGUCAAAUCCCUGCCUGGGCUGCUAGCACUGUAGCAUGCCAGAACUGGAACCUGUGCACCUUUCUGCAACGUGUAUGGAAUUAACUUCUCUGUAUUAAAACUCUUCCAUCUUACUUUGUUACUUAACUGGCUUUAGUUCUGAUGUAACUUCAUGGUUUUGCUACUGUCAUUUUUCACUUUUCAAACAAUUAACCUGUUUUAUAGCAGUUGUACUAGUGAGUAAUCCGUUUUUCUCUCACACAUCCCACAAACUUUGAUUUGUACACAGUGCUUUUUACUAUGUAAGGGGUCUGUCAGUGUGCCUUCUCUGCUUUAGUCAAGAGAUUUGCCAUUUCAUGCCCUUGUGAAUACCUACCAUUGGCCCUGCAAAAUAAAAUCGUUUAUUUUUCACUCCGGUGCAUGCAGAAAAUGAACUGUGUCAACUUCACAGGAGCCUGCCAAGCCCUUGCCUCCAGCAAAGUAGGUCACAGAGCAACCCCUCAUGCAGUCAUCAGGACUACUAAAGGCCUGGAGAAGGAGAGCUAGGAUUGAGGUGUAGGCUGUUGAGGGAUGGCUCAGUCUGUGCUCUGCCCAGGUGAACCAGGGAAAAGUUGGAGGGUUAGCCUACCUACCAUCAACAGGCACAGAGAAAGUGACUUUAAGCCCAUUACCAAAGCUCAAAAGUUAUUCACUUGUGUAACUGGGAGUUGACAGAUUAUGAAUGGAGACACCUGUCGAAAAUGCAUCUGCCAGGCCCACUCUCACCACUCCUAUUCAACAUAGUGUUGGAAGUACUAGCCAGAGCAAUCAGAGAAGAGAAGGAA